AUGGGCCACCCUCUUUCGUGUUUCACAGGUGCCGAACGUGGCGACGCUCCCGACACCGCUCACCCUGCAAGCCUCCCACCUCCCGAAUCCGUUGCGUCUCUCCAGAGCCAGGACGGCCCAAAACAGGUUGGAAAGGGUCAGUGUGGUACAGUCUGGGCUUUGAUGGAUCUGGUCUUGAAAGUUCCCAACGAGGGUAAACAGGAUCAGCUCUGGAACGAUAGCUGCAACCACAGGAAGGCAGAGGAUGCACUUCACCAGGCGCCCUGGGAACUCACGGCAGACAUCAACAUACCUCGUUGGAGUAACUGGGUUCAGCCCUCCGAGGCGACGUUCUGGAACGAGUUUCGCAGCUGGUUUCCCGAAGACUUCCAGCCAACCUGUGGCAUUCUGUCGACCAGAAUCCACCCUCUACCUCCGCGGGUCCGCGAGGCCAUCGUGGACCUGUUCGCUCCUCAACCCAUCAAAGACAACAAGACGAAUUUCCUGGCGCUCCCGGAAAACCACGACUGCUUGGUCCGGCUGUACUUGGGUCGACGAGCCGAGCGAUCAGCGUCCGCCUCGUUCCGACUGUGCAACUUCGACCUCAUGGUCAAUGAAAUGGAGUACCUGCAACUUGAUACGGGUACCUGGGCCAAUGUCAUGGCUCAAACGCUUGCAAUACUGCACUGGAGGGCACAGAUUGAUGCCAACGACGUUGAAUUUGUCUUGGGAAGGACUCCGCAAGUCGACGGCGAGCCGAUAGCUCCGCGCUUAGAGAGCAGGCGCUGUGAGCUUGCGGACUUCCCCAACAUUUUCAGGUCUGCGUUGCAUCAACGGUCCAUGGGCAUCUGGCUGUUGGAUUUUGACCAAUGUCAGCCAUUCCCAGAUUCUCCAGCGGGUGUGAAACAGCUACAAAGAGCUUUCUAUUUCAACGAUCCAUAUUACCCUCGACCGGUUUCGAAGCACCCCAACGACAUGGCCUUGUGGGAGACCUUCAAGGCCACUUAUCUUCAAGCCAGUGCAUCCCUCACGAAGAGCGAAAUGCCGGGACUGUUUAUAGAAGCAGUCGAGGAAGAAGGCCGACGGCGUGGUGCCGGAGGUUCUCUCUUCCAAUAG
Cladophialophora immunda is the source of this 1095-nucleotide messenger RNA. RefSeq lists its product as uncharacterized. The record is from RefSeq and is a predicted model, not a curated record. Bases 1 to 1095 code for a protein of 364 amino acids. NCBI's taxonomy places the organism in Eukaryota, Fungi, Ascomycota, Eurotiomycetes, Chaetothyriales, Herpotrichiellaceae. The transcript has a single exon.